Molecule: messenger RNA, 2433 nt
Organism: Mugil cephalus (flathead mullet)
Lineage: Eukaryota; Metazoa; Chordata; Actinopteri; Mugiliformes; Mugilidae
Gene: efhc2
Product: EF-hand domain (C-terminal) containing 2
Exons: 15
Coding region: 96-2357 (753 amino acids)
Biological process (GO): regulation of neuron projection development
Cellular component (GO): microtubule
Source: RefSeq, a predicted model, not a curated record
AACGCCUCCAUGGUAACCAAUAACAAACCUCAGGGGAGUCCACGGGCGCUGAGCUUUAGGGAGAAGCAUAAUAAAGCCGUUUUUAAAUAUUUAUCAUGGCUUUACCAUUUCUGCCAGGAAAUUCUCCAAAUGUGCAACUUGGGAAGGAGAGGUUUCACAAAUCCCAACAUUUUGACUAUUCCAACGGAGUCGCGAUGCUCAUCAGUUCAGAGAAGCCAGGUAUUGGAGGAGAGCGUUUAGCUGGCCAGAAGAUUAAACCAAAAUAUUCUAUCUAUCCCAAAGGAGAGGGCAGCGAUUUACCAUCAUGGGUUGCCUUUGACAAACAGGCUCUGUGUUUUGAAGCAUACUUUCAGGAGGAUGUGCCCGAAGCCCAGACUGAGACAUACAGAAUCAGAAAGUGCAAGAUCUGCUUCUACCUGGAAGAUGAUACCAUUCAGGUGGUGGAGCCUGAGUACAAGAACAGUGGAAUCCCUCAAGGAACGCUUAUUCGUCGCCACCGCAUCCCACUGCCUCCCCCAAACGAUGACCAGUUCUACAACAUUUUCCAUUUCAACAUCAACCAACAGAUGGUGCUGUACUCUCGCACAUUCACCUUGACCAACUGUGACACGUUCACAAGGAACUUUCUCACAAAACUCGGAGUGGUUUUAAAUGACCCUGCCACUAUACCCAAGGACCCUUACAGCAACCUCAGAGAAGAGAUUGAGAAAAGUAUGAAGCCAUUUAGGCCCUACGAGAGAUGUGACACACUCAAGCAGUUCCUGGAUAAUGAUCGCCAAGUCUUGCGCUUCAACUGCUUCUGGGAUGACACCGAGAGCCUUUUUGGGGACCCACGGGAGCUAAUAAUGCACUACUUCCUGGCUGAUGACACCAUCGAGAUCCACGAGUUGAUACCCCCAAAUUCGGGGAGAGAUAUUGUGCACAAAUUCCUACGCCGCAGCAAACUACCUAAGCAUACUACACCCCAGGCCAAGCAGCCUGGACAGAUCACUGACCGCACAGUGCUCAAUGUGUUUUUCUCCAAGAGUCAAGGAGAACGCUACAUCCUGGACAACCUCAAAACUGGAGUUGUAAAUGACGAAUUCUAUAAAGACUCUGAUCUAACUGUGGGUGGAGAAGUGAAUGUGUGGGGCAGGAGAGUGAUCAUCACUGACUGUGAUGACUUCACCAAAAACUACUACCGUUCCAAAUAUGGCAUAGAGGAUUUUAACCCAGUGCAAUACAAAGCUCCCCCGGCUCCCAAGCCCCCAAGGCCUGUGCCCCCCUACAAUGGCUUUGGCUCAGAGGAGGACUCGUUAAGCUCCUGCCAGAGCCUUUUGCCCAAGCCUCCGCAGAAAGAUUUCCGCAAAUUUAUGGAGAAAGACAGAUGUGGCCUAGAGAGUAAUGUGCUGAAUUUUCGAGCCAAGAUGAUGACCAGUGACGCAGCCGACAGAGAGCGGGUGUUCAUCAUCUCCUUCUACCUCUGUGAUGACUCCAUCAGUGUGUUUGAACGACCGCAGAGGAACUCAGGUAUGCUUGGUGGUAAGUUUCUGGAGCGUGGCCGUGUGAAGAAACCAGGCCAGGAGCUGUAUAAGAGCAAACCGUCUGAGUACUUUACAGCUCAGGAUCUGUAUGUUGGAGCUACUGUCUUCCUCAACAGUGCAAACUUCCAGCUUGUAGAUGCUGAUGAAUACACCUUCAAUUACAUGGAGCAACAUGCCGAGGAGUUUCCCAAAGCCAACAUGGGCAACAUCCUCAGCAAACUGCGUUCCUUUCCGGAGGAGAAGCAGAGUGAGAUCAGAAAAUUUCUGACUUUGAGUGAUCCCAGGAACACUGGCUUCAUCCCAUAUGAGUCCUUCAGGGGCCUCCUGAUGGGUCUGGACUGCGACCUGUCUGAGCACGAGGUGCUGGUGCUUGGACGACAUUUCUCAGAGCGCGUGGUGCCCAAGGUAGAUGUGGGCCUGAUGCUGGCCGUUGCCCAGGAUUUCCUCAGGAAGAAAAACUUUGAGGAGCUCCCCAACAUGGCCAGAGCCUUCGCACACCACGACCGACACAAAACUGGCCGUCUCUCUACCAAAGAGACAAACACCAUUUGUAAAGCCUUUCACCUUCCCCUGCCGAAGAACCUGCUUGAAGGUCUGCUCAGCAAGUUUGCAGAUGGAGACGAGAUCAACUACCACGCCUUCCUUGCUGGUAUUAACUGGCUGGAACAUCCUGCUCCACCAGUGAUGCCUGAAGACAUCUUAAAGUUUGAUGUGAAUGCAAGGUUUGACACCUGUGGAGCUGCAGUGAAAAAUGUCAACUACUCUGCCGUCCUGCAGGAAGUCUUCAGCUUCCCCUCCAACAACGCUGACCCAACAACCACCACCUCCACAUAGACACAGAGCCGGAGCUGAAAACUACUCUGAAUCACAAACAAUGGUUUCAUCGAUUAAAGAGCAUGAUUCAUCAGCC